Molecule: messenger RNA, 6761 nt
Organism: Tribolium madens (black flour beetle)
Lineage: Eukaryota; Metazoa; Arthropoda; Insecta; Coleoptera; Tenebrionidae
Product: centromere-associated protein E-like
Exons: 24
Coding region: 359-6631 (2090 amino acids)
Source: RefSeq, a predicted model, not a curated record
ACUGGCGUCAAACACUGGAUCGCAUACGCUUUCAGGAAUGAGUGUUGCUUAUAAGAUUUAUAAAUUGUUUGGCGAACAUCCCGAAAUUAGGUGAGCACGGAAUCUGGUUGCGAAGCUGACCGUCUUCUCUCGCACAGCUUCAACGUGUGUAUAUGUUCUUAUCAAAGUGUCACAGUGGAAUUAUCGGCAAUUAAUCGAUUUUUCGGUAAUGUGACAGUAGUGCCUUUGUGCGAAUUUUCCAGUGAAGUGAUUACGUAAUUGUUGCACGUUUUCCUGGAUUCGAUGAUCCAGCGCACCUCCAUUUUCUCCUAAUUCCCAGUUUUUGAAUAACAAAUACACACGCUGAAUUCGCCCAAUCAUGCAUCACAUGUACCCCCUUGCCAAAGGAGACCCCUUAUGUCCCUUAGGUUUUCACCCACAAGUCAGAUGGCCCACUCGAUGUAAACGAUGCUUUAGAGACUAUAAAGAACAUGGGGGGAAACGAAGAGACGAAGAAUCUUCACUUCGAAGAGACGACACUACGGCGUCGACACCUAGUCUGUCUUGGAGUUCAAGGGAUGCAGAUAGUGAGAGAAGACGUAGCUGGGUAUCUAGCAGCAACUUAGCGUCUGACCGUGACAAUAAUUCUGUAAAAAGUGAAAGUAAUUAUAGCAAUCCAUCAUCUUGGACGUCUACACCAGAUUUAGCAAAAUUGGAAGACGAUACACAAGCUGUCACAACAGUUAGUAUAAAAUUACCAAAGAGAAAACAAAAAUCGAUCGAUACAGGACAAAGAACUGUUUCUGAUAGCUUCUCCUAUAAACCCGAAAAGUCAGUAUUUAGUAAAAACGAUAGUUUAGCAGCACGCGCUAAGAAAUUACAACAAAUAAAAGAAGCAACAGAGGAAAAAAAUAGACGUAUCCAAAUAAAAGAAGUUAAAACAAUAUCAGAGGAACCAACAAAUCAUGAUGUACAAUUUCUUAUUCAAGUAAAACGGAAGUCUACAACAAUUCCACCACCAGUAGAAGAUCACCAUUCAGAACCCGAAGAUGAUGCUGUGAGUAUAGCCGGAACUGAAACAACUGAUACUACUUUAGUAGAUGCACACGAUCAUGAGUUGAGAGACCAAUUAGAAAGUUUAAAAAAAGAAUUAGAAACAACAAAAACAAAAUGUGAAAGAUUAGAACGAGAAAAGAGUGAUAUUCUCUUGCGAAGAUUAGCAGCGAUGGAGACAACAACUAGCAAGACUACAGCUUCUGAAGUUUUGAAACUUCAACAAAAAUGUAACGAAUUGCAACAAACUCUUGAGGAUUAUCGUGACGAGAAGAAGAGUUUAACUUUUAAAGUGAAAGAGCUGGAAGAAGAGUUGGAACAAAGACCUACAGCUCAAGCUGCUCAGAAAAUCGCCGAUGAGUUACGAUCAAAACUUCUAGCGGCUGAAACACUGUGCGAGGAGUUGAUGGACGAAAAUGAAGAUAUUAAGAAGGAGUUGAGAGAUAUGGAGGAACAAAUGGACGAAAUGCAGGAUAAUUUCCGAGAAGACCAGGCUGUGGAAUACACUUCACUUAAAAAAGAGUUAGAUCAGACUACCAAAAAUUGUAGGAUUUUAUCAUUCAAGUUGAGGAAAGCCGAACGCAAGACUGAACAAUUAGAACAAGAAAAGAACGAAGCGGAACGAAAGUUGAAAGAGAUCUCAGGGGGACAAUCAACGUUGGCUAAUUUAGAAAAAAUGAAACAACUUGAACAGGAUUUGAAACUGGCUAAUGAAGUCUCGAUUCGUUUACAAAAGGAGUUGGAUGAAGCAAAUCAAAAACUUCAAGAGGAGUCAAAAACGAGUAAAAAGAAAGCACCGAAGUUGGCAUCAAUUGGCAAAUUUCCAUCUGCUGAUGGAAAAGUAUCACGCGAGUCUUUAACUCGAGGCGGUUCCCAAGACGAUCCUGCUCAGUUAUUGAGAGACCUUCAAGACUCAAUGGAACGCGAAGCUGAUUUAAGAGAACAACUGAAAUUUGCUGAAGAAGAGAUUUAUAACAAAUCAUCUGGACAUUUUAAAUCUCCUGAAUUACAUAUUUUUCAACGCAAAUCUCCUUUAGUUUUGUUUGAACCUAAAAAUGUGAAGACAAGUCAAGAGUCAAAACUUUUUACAGUAUCGACUCAAACUUUGCUUAAUCUAGAUUCAUGUGAAGCAGGGAUACAAACCGUAUUUGAUAUUUGUGACGCUUCUAGUCAAACUGAUCUAGAUAUAGAAAGUCGGCAGUUAUGGCGACCGCAAAGUUUCAUUUCUUCAAUUCAAUUCCAUCAUCUCACAAUGUCAAAAAUUUACCAACCAGCGAGACAUUUUUCACCAAUGGCCACUUUUCUGAACGCAAUGGGUCGUAAAUUAAGCCCCACAAAUAAUACAAGACUGACCCCAGAACCACCUUCUGAGAAAGGUGAUGUAUCAGACGAUGAGGACCCCGCAGAAAUAAAAUUACAAUUAGAAUUGAGUGAACAAGAAGCUUCUGUUCUUCGACGCAAAGUUGAAGAUUUAGAAGCAGAAAACCAUAGAAUUAAAACCAAAAAUAAGGAAUUGCAAGACAAACUUACUGCGAAAACUACCACAAAACGGACCCCUGUAGGUGGAGAAAAAGUCACAACAUUGCAAAGUCAGAAGCUUAAGGUUCUGGAAGACGAGGCCAAUGAUCUUAGGAAGAAACUCAUUGAGAAAGAAAGAGACUGUGAAAGACUACACGCGGAACUUAGUUUAAAUCAAAAGAGAAGUAAAAGUGUUCAAAAAAGCAAGUCUUUGGAUUUGGAUCAGCAAACCUUGGAUUUGAAACGCCAACUUCAAGUAAUUGAGCAAGAAGCAAGCAUUUUACGAAAUAAAAUUCAAUCGCUUGAAACAGAGAACGAAAAAUUAAUAAGUGAGAAUAAAAAACUUCAAUUACUCCGAGGAACAAAAAAUCUCAAAUCUUCGGAUAAAAAUAUAGACAAAUACAUUGACCAAAUAGCUUUUCUUGAAAUAGAAAUUUCGGAGAAAAACGAGAAGAUUAAAGCGUUGGAAGAAAAAUUAGAAACAGCUCUCAAACAAGAUUCAUUAAGUCUGAAAGAAGGAAAUUAUAAACGAUUUGUAGAGAGAACACCUAAAAAGAUUUCGCAGUUAACGUCGAAAGAUCAGUUGAAGACUAUGGUGCAUGAUUUAGAGAAUGAAAUUGGUGAAAUGAUUGUAGCAAUAAAAACCAGUGAAAAUGAGAAGAUUAAAUUAGAAGAAGAAAUGAAGAAAAUGAAACAUCAGAACGAAGUUAAUAAAGCGAUGCAAGAACUAGAAGAAAUGAAUAAGAAAUUUGAAGAGAUGAAGACUGAAUUAUCGAAGGAAAAGGAGAAAGUGAAUGAAGAGAGAAAUAAAUACGACGAAAUCAACAAAUCAUUAGUCAAAACUAAGGAAACAUUGACAAAAUCGAACCAAGAAAAGAAGAAACUUAAAGAACAAAUUGAGAAAUUCAAAGAAGAACAGAAGAAAGUACAAGAAGAGAAAGAUAAAUUGGAUGAAGAAAUAGCUAAAUUGAAAGCUAAUUUAAAAACCGCAACUUAUAAACAAGACGAAUUAACUUUAAUAAGUCAAAAAGCUGAGUCGCUAAAAUUAGAUCUUGAUUCUAAAGAAAAAGAGUUGAAAACGAUCAAAAAAGAGCUUGACAGUAAAAUUAAUGAGUUAUCUGAAAAAUCUUCGAAGAUAUCUCAAUUAGAAAAGAAAUUUAGCGAAACUGAAGAAAAAUUAAAGAAGGCGGAAAAACGCGAAAGGGACUUAGAAACUAAAAUUGAUGAAGAGAAGAGUAAAACCAAGUCGAAAGAAGGAGAACAAAGUAAAUGGAAUGAAGAGCGUAAAAAAUAUAAUAACCAAAUCGAGGAAUUAAAUAAUAAAAUUUUAAGUUUGGAAACCACAAUUGAGAGUAAAAAGAAAUUAAUCGAACGUUUGGAAGAGAAUUUGAAAAAGGAACGAGAAUCGGUUUCCAAAGUGGGCGAAAUAGAAACUCGCGAAAUUACAAAAUUGAAAGAUGAAUUAAGUAAGAGUAAAGCUAAUUUGGCCGACAUCGAGUCUAAAUUGGCAACGUCUCAAAAAUCUCAAAAAAAUCUAGAAGAUAAAUUAAAGAAAUCCGAGGCGGAUAAUAAGAAUGAUAAAUUAUCUCUUGAGAAGAAAAAAGGAGAGUUAGAAAUAGAAUUACAAAAUGAAAAGAAGAAAAACGAGGUGAUAAAAGCUAACCACGAGAAAGAGAAUAAAAAUAAGGAAAUGGAACUUGCUUCACUGAAAAGUAAAAUAAAAUCGUUGGAAUUAAAUGCCGGAGCUGGAACUAAAAGAUUAGCCGAAAUUAAACAAUUCCAAGAAACUAUAGACAAAUUAGAAAGCAAUUUAAAUAAGGAAAAGCAGAAAUAUGAAGAUCUCACAGCGAAAUAUGAAAUUUUGGAAGAAGAACAUGUAGUAACCAAAGCCAAAUUGGUUAUGGAAAAAGAAACUAUAGAAAACCAACUUUCUAAUACUAAGUCACAGCUGGACGAAUUAGAAGUUGAGUUGAAAACACUAAGAGAAACAUACAAUAAACAACACGAUGAAUGGAUAAAAGAGAAACUAAACAUGCAGGAAAAAAUAAAAGAGAUUGAAAAACGUACCGGAAACGGAAGUGAACUAGAUAAAGUGCGUUAUAAAGCAAUGCUGGAAGAUAAACAAUCUGAAUUGGACCAGCUGAGGAAAGAAAAUGAGGUGAUAAAUGACCAAAUGGAAUAUAUGAGAAAGGAGACUGAUGAAUUGAGAAAGAAAUUAGACGAUUAUGAGAAAGUAAAUAAAGUACAAAGGAAUAUAAGUGCCGAUAGUUCAGCAAUGGAAAAGGAAAUAAGACAACUUAAAGCAAAAUUAAGUUCUAUUGAAAAAUCCAAGAAGCUCGAAUUGGGUGAAUACAAAAUGAGAUACGAUAACCAACUUUCUAUAGUCAAUGGUGAACUUCAACAACUUCAAGGCCAAGUAAUGCGGUUCAAGCGAGAAAGAGACACUUAUAAGCACAUGUUAGAGUCGGCGCAAAAAACUAUCGGCGAUUUGAAAAAUUCUCCAAGAACUGCUAAAGACAAUACGAAUCCAGCUGCACAUUAUGAUGAGCUGGAAGAAUCAAAAACGAAAAUUGCAACUCUAGAACAGCAAAUCAGUUGCAUGGAAGACGAGCUUUCGGAAGCUCGCCUUGAAUGUUCCCGACUGAAGACCGAACUGGUGUCGGAAAGGUCAACAUGGGAAGUAAAAAUGUCUGAAUUGCAUUCCCGAGUUAAUGAAUUAGAAGAGGAGAAAAUUCUUAGUAGUGGAAGGACAAAAAUUGUGGGAUUGAGAACACGAAUGGAACUCGCCUGGCAGAAAGAACGGGAGGAACAGCAAAGGUUACUGCAGGAAACUGCGACUUUAGCCCGUGAUCUUCGACAAACGUUGUUUGAAGUUGAAAGAGAACGAGACAAAGAAAGAUUAGAAGCGAAACGGAAACAGGAACAAUUCAAAAAAUCUUCCGAGGAGGAUCAAGAUGAAAAUAAGAAAAAAAUAACUGAGCUACAGUGUGAUUUAUUAGAACUGAGAGACGCUCACGCUAAAUUGAGAACCACAAAUGAGAAGCUUCGGCGCGAAAAAGAACGCUACGAAAAAGAAAGAGAAGAGUUCAAAUCAAUUAUUCAAGGCAAGAAAAGAUUAAAUCAAGAAGAUGAAAGAAAAGUAAAUGUUUUGAUUGAACAAAUUGAUUAUUUGAAACAAUUAGCACCAGAAUUGUUUUUCUCUCGUGACAAAGAAGCUUCAUAUACUCCAACUCCUCCACGACGAAGCAGAAGCUCAAAAUCGAGGGAGACUUCACCAGCCAUCGAACGACGCGAAUCGUCUCUUUCACCAGAGGAUAAGCAACAAGAAAUUCAAAAUUUGAUGCUGAAAUUGGCAAACACUGCGGAAGAUUUGCGAAGACUUCAGAAAUUAACCGAAGAUGAAUAUGAACGAGAACGAAUCAAACGCAGUAUGGGAAUGAGAAGAGCGACUUCGACUGAACAUGAAAAUGUUUCCGAAAGUAGAUACAAGUCGUACCAGAAAAGAAAAACCGAUGGGAGCUUACAUCGAAAAAGCUUGUCUUUAGAACACACAAUAGCCCAAAAUGAACCCAAAAUAUGGAAGAACGAUAAUGACAGUAUGUCAAGUCUUCAUUCUUUGGAUAUGUCUUCAGACGUUGAAAGGUGGACGACUAGAGACACUAGUUUAGACAGUCGACUGUCUGGUGGUUCGACUCAAAGCGAAUUUGCUGGUGAGAAGAAAAAGAAGAAGGGAAUUAUGGGCAAACUGAAAAAAUUGACCAAAUCUAGGAGCAUAGAUGACGAAGAUCCUGGAACUUUUUCACCAUCAAGAUCAUUGUCAUCAAAGCAAAAUUCGAGUUCCGAACUUCUGGAAGAAAAAGGGAGCAAGAAAGAUUUAAGGGAGAGAAUAACGGGUAUUUUUAAGAAAAGUGGCUCUUCGUCAAGGAGCAACAGUGUUGAAAGACAUGAAGUGAGACAUGACACAAGUUCAACACAUAGACCCUUAAUGAGAAAUGGUAGUGGUGGAAAUUUAUCAUCUCGAGCAUCUCCAGCAUUUCAGGAACCAGAAAAGACACCAAAAGCAAAAACUAAAAGAAAUUAACAUUUGAAACAAUUUCCAUUUUUUAUCCCCUAAAUUACGUGUUUUGUUGUUUGAAAAUAGUGUUUCAUGUUAAUAGAACUGUAAAUUUUAUGUUUGUAAAGUGAUUCUUUAAUUAAAGUCGCUAUUCGAA